UGAAAUGAUCACAACCGUCAGAUCCUUUUGAAUUUUCUGGAAACAUAAAAAUUCGAAUCAUUCGACCAUUGAACUAGAGAAAAGUCGGUGGAAACCAGGAAUCGUUUUGGAGUACUUAAUUUUUUUUCCAACUCGAUCUCCGAUCAUACCCAAUUAAUCAUAAUAAGGGGCUUUUGAAUUUUGAGGUUUUAGAGGUUGGGAGAUGGCAAGUGGAUUUGGGGAGUCGACCACAAGCGUGCCAUCCCAAAGCUCGUCUUUCUCAGGCAAUAAUGGCAAUGACGCGGCCGAUUUCGAAUGCAAUAUCUGCUUCGAAUUGGCUCAGGACCCAAUUGUAACUCUUUGUGGCCACCUCUUCUGUUGGCCAUGUCUAUACAGAUGGCUCCAUCAUCACUCUCAGUGCCAGGAAUGCCCAGUUUGCAAGGCCCUAGUACAAGAGGAAAAGUUAGUUCCUCUCUAUGGAAGGGGCAAAACACAGAGUGACCCGCGAUCAAAGUCCUUUCCUGGUAUUGAUAUUCCUAGCCGUCCGGCCGGUCAAAGACCCGAAACUGCUCCUCCCCAGGAUGCAAAUCAGUUUAACUUCGGCAAUUAUGGGUUUGGAUUUAUGGGGGGUUUUAUGCCAAUGGCGACGGCUAGGAUUGGUAACUUCACGCUUUCUACUGCCUUUGGUGGUCUGAUUCCGUCACUAUUCAAUAUUCAUUUCCAGGGUUUCCCGGAUGCUACUGUGUAUGGACAGACUUCUGGUUUUCCCUAUGGAUUUCAUACAUUUCAUGGAGGUCAUGCUCACAGGUUCCACCAGCCAAUAGUUCGGGGACAGCAGGCCGAUAAUGUUUUGAAGAAUCUCUUUCUUCUGAUAGGUGUUUUUGUGAUCAUUGCUCUUCUUUGGUGGUAAUCUUUGUUUUCCGCAUAAACUUAAAAGUAAUUAUGGUUUUCUACAGUCGGUGAUGUUAUGAUUGUAUAUACGAGGUGCUUGGUGACUUCGUUUGAAAUCGUCAAUUCGGUCUUACGGUAAUUUGAAAACUGGACUUGUAUUCGUUUCUUAACUGACAUGCAAUCUCUCUCUCUCUCUCUCAUUCA
Carya illinoinensis is the source of this 1074-nucleotide messenger RNA. RefSeq names its product E3 ubiquitin-protein ligase RNF185-like. The transcript is spliced from 2 exons. The coding region runs from base 203 to 889 and encodes 228 amino acids. Lineage: Eukaryota; Viridiplantae; Streptophyta; Magnoliopsida; Fagales; Juglandaceae. Gene Ontology annotation, molecular function: ubiquitin-like protein conjugating enzyme binding; ubiquitin protein ligase activity. Gene Ontology annotation, biological process: ubiquitin-dependent protein catabolic process. Gene Ontology annotation, cellular component: endoplasmic reticulum. The record is from RefSeq and is a predicted model, not a curated record.